Molecule: messenger RNA, 1995 nt
Organism: Carassius gibelio (silver crucian carp)
Lineage: Eukaryota; Metazoa; Chordata; Actinopteri; Cypriniformes; Cyprinidae
Product: tricarboxylate transport protein B, mitochondrial-like
Exons: 8
Coding region: 575-1000 (141 amino acids)
Biological process (GO): mitochondrial citrate transmembrane transport
Source: RefSeq, a predicted model, not a curated record
UGGAUUAACAUUACAGAGGCCAGUAGCUAAAUUAUGGCGCGGCCACUUUAAGAGACCAUGAACGCAUCCAAUAUCAUUCACAUCCCAUUUUUUCCCUCAACUGUUUACUUUCACUUAAGAAAUAACUGACAGUUUUUUCGAUCAUAAUUUCCAAGGUGGAUAUUUUAUUGAUAAAAGCCAGUGUAUGUUAAUUUAGUUUAACAGUGUGUGAAUUUUAAUAUUGAUGCUUGUGUGUAAACAGAACAGCCGCAAAUCUGGAGAGAAAAGCAUGAGAGAAGUGCUGAGAAGAGAAAAAGAAUCAGAGGGACGUAUCAAGGCCUCACAGCGACCGUCCUCAAACAGGGAUCCAAUCAGGCGAUCCGGUUCUUCGUCAUGACCUCUCUGAGGAACUGGUACAAGGGUGACAAUCCCAACAAAUCCAUCAACCCCGUCAUCACCGGAGCGUUCGGUGCGAUCGCAGGAGCGGCGAGUGUGUUUGGAAACACGCCGCUGGACGUCAUCAAGACCAGAAUGCAGGGUUUGGAAGCUCAUAAAUAUAAAAACACAAUGGAUUGUGCCCUGAAGAUCAUGCAGCAUGAAGGACCAGCGGCGAAUCAGAGGGACGUAUCAAGGCCUCACAGCGACCGUCCUCAAACAGGGAUCCAAUCAGGCGAUCCGGUUCUUCGUCAUGACCUCUCUGAGGAACUGGUACAAGGGUGACAAUCCCAACAAAUCCAUCAACCCCGUCAUCACCGGAGCGUUCGGUGCGAUCGCAGGAGCGGCGAGUGUGUUUGGAAACACGCCGCUGGACGUCAUCAAGACCAGAAUGCAGGGUUUGGAAGCUCAUAAAUAUAAAAACACAAUGGAUUGUGCCCUGAAGAUCAUGCAGAAUGAAGGACCAGCGGCGUUUUACAAGGGCACGGUCCCACGGCUGGGCAGAGUGUGUUUGGACGUGGCCAUCGUCUUCAUCAUCUACGAGGAGGUUGUGAAGGUCCUAAACAAAGUCUGGAAGACGAAGUGACGACCGCGGUCUCGUUCUUCACAUCACUUCUGCUUUUAAACACGCACACAAUAUUUGAAAAUAACAUUAGUUCAUAAAGCAGCUGCAGUCAAAUUAACAUUAAACACUGUCUGUGCCACAUUUAACAGAUUUUGUUAAUUAAUAAAUUGAUUAUUUAACUGCUAGAUGUAAUAGAGAGCGAACACGUAUGUUUACAGAUGUUAAACUCUGAGCCAGAGGAAUAAUCUAGAGAAAAGUGUGACCGUAAAUUAAUUUAAUGUUUUAACGUGGGAAAAUCCUUAAGAGGAAGUGGGAAUAUUUACAAAUAGAGAGUUUAUGAAUAUUUAUAGAUGUAUUUACCUAACUACAGAUCAUUCCAUAAUACUGUACGAAUUCCAUUUAAAAUGUAUUCUAUUUUUAAGUUUCUGACAUUUCUACUUAAAAUGUUGUGUUUUUAACUAAGGCUAAUAUUUUUACAUUUGUAAAGCCUUUUUAUUAAUUAUUUUGAAUAUAUUUAUUUUCCUGUUGCACAUGUGCCUUUUAACCAUCAAACUCUGACAUUUAUUUUUCAACACAAACAAAGACAUUUUUAAUAAUUAUUUUGUCAAUUUUAAAGCCUGUUUUCAGACGUGACCUGCUGUAUCUGUCUAUGUGCAAUAUCAUCUCUAUUAUACACAACUCGAAUACAGAUUCAGUGAAUGUCAAAUACACCUCAGAGCCGAACUGAAAUGGAUUAUUAAAGUGUUUCUGCAGCAUGCAUCUCCAGCUGUGUGUGUGUGUGUGUGUGUGUGUGUGAGAGAGAGAAAUAGUGUCAUCUAUCUAUUUAUCAUUUAUUGACCCUAAUUAAAUGUACAGUGCUGCUGCUGGCCGCUAGAGGGCAGAAUCUGCAUUGACAGAUCUGUGUGUGUGUGUGUGUGUGUGUGUGUGUGUUUGGGGCCUUUAGAAAUACUCUUUGGGAUUGUCUGUGUCAUAUCCUGUGAUGUGUAUGUUUUUGGCCUUUUCUUUGUAGAUCUAGA